GAUGGAAUGAGGCGCCGCAGAGCUCUCCUCUUCUGGCUUUUACGCAUCUGAGUUUGUUUUGUUUUCUCCUGAACCAUGUACGGAUAGCGCAGGAUUUCGCUGGACUGAAUCUGCACCGCCUGCUUUUGCAGAACCCGCACUCGGGCCUGUCGGAAUACACAAGAACUUCUUCCACUCUGGACUCUUUAUGGAAGUUUUCCCGAUGAGCCCGCCGUGAGUUUGGCCCUUUUCCUCCGCAGCCAACCACCAUGGGCGCCCUGGUCCGCGCCGCCUGCAGGUCUGCUUUGCCUCUGGGCUGCGCGCUGUUGCUGUUUGCUUACUUUUCCGUGGCUUCGCCGCCCCACGGCCGCCGGCUGGUUUGCUGGCAAGCCAUCAUGAUGUGUCAAGCCGAGUCCCAGUGCAAUUACGCGUUCGACCACUACAACCGCGCGUGCGGGUCCGUGCUGAACGGGGAGAGGAAGAAGUGCCCCAGCCACUGCAUCUACUCCCUAGUCCAGCUCAACCUGACCAAGAACGGCCCGGCUCUGGAGGACUGCAGCUGCGACCACGACACCGUGUGCCUGCGCACCAAACGGGCCAUCGAGCCCUGCCUCCCCAGGACUACCAGCACGGGCUGCACGGAAGCCCGGCACCAGUGCGAGCGAGACCCGCAGUGCAGCUCGGCCAUGCACGAUUACUUGCACCACUGUGGGAAACUUUUCAGCGGCGCGACCUGCACCAACGCCUGCAGGCACGUGAUCGCCAACCUGCGUAAAAUCCCCAAGGGCCAGCAGCUGGAUACGUGCGCGUGCGACGGCACGGAGAGACCCAUCUGCGAGUACGUGAAGAGCAGCAUGAAGGCGCUCUGCUUCGACAACCCCGACACGUACGAGGCCAGCGGGACCACCUGGACCACCACCGACGACGAUGACGAUGAAUUCGACGUGGACCCGGGGGAGCCGGUGGAGAGAUACUCCACCGUGCAGAGAAACGGCGCUGCGCCGUUACGCGCGCGCCCCUGCGUCCUGGCUCUUCUGCUCGCAUCCACCUCUGCUCUGCUGGCCCUCUUCUAACCCCAAACUUUGUGUCCCUGCAACAAUAGAUAGAUGGACGUCUAUUUUGCAGCGAGUUUCCCAUGAAAUUGGGAUAUUUCUAUGCAAAAAAAAAUCACAUCUUUUUGCUUGUAAGAGAAUCUCACCCAGACAGACUGACAAAUUCAACGUUUAAUCAGAAUAAUCAGCCAUGCACUGCCUGUCUUUUCUUUUUCUUUUCUUUUUUUUUUAAAUAAGCAUGAACUAUUUUUAUAUGACAGCCGGUUGCCAUUUCGCACCAGAAAAUCUGAUUUAGUAUUUAACGUUGGAAACCUGUAAAUAGAUUAGGAGUUUUAAGUGAAACAGUAAUUUAUUACGUGUCUCCAAGUUUCAUCCAAAUGUCAAAUAUGUGUAAAAAAGAAAAAAAGAAAAGAAAAUUCAGCUUUAAAGGGAAGUUAUUUUAACUAAGAGAGUGUAUAUUCACUGUAUAUAUGUGUAUAGCCUAUAUAUAGAUGUUUUUUUUCCCAGAGAAUUCUUUAUGUUUUAGGCUAUGAAAGGAUUUAUUCACAAAAAACAGAUGAAAAAAUGUCUAAAUUCACUGUAUGAUUGCCUUAAUGAUAUAUCUUUAUGGAAGGCAUAAAGGAAACUUGAAGAAAAAAAAGUGUCAUUUGUUGUAAGUUGGAAAACACUUUGUUUUUUUUUAAGGUGGUAUGAUUAAAAAAAAACGCUGGUG
Messenger RNA from Oryzias melastigma (Indian medaka), 1743 nucleotides. It is a transcript of the gene gas1a, whose product is annotated as growth arrest-specific 1a. NCBI's taxonomy places the organism in Eukaryota, Metazoa, Chordata, Actinopteri, Beloniformes, Adrianichthyidae. The coding region runs from base 249 to 1052 and encodes 267 amino acids. The record is from RefSeq and is a predicted model, not a curated record. Gene Ontology annotation, biological process: regulation of cell cycle. The transcript has a single exon.